GGAUGUGUUUCUUCACGAGCACUAUUGACUGUGACAUACAAAACAAGAAAAGUUUGCUGAUGAAAUUCACUUUCUCCUGACUGUGGAGAUGUCAGAGCUGAGUGACGAGGCCAGCGAGUCGGAGCAGCUGGGCUGCAGCCUCUCCCUGUGGCUGGGGGACUCCCUGCUGCGGCCCGAGGAGCUGGACGUCCCCCUGGACCUCCACACCGCCUGCUCCAUCGGACAGUACGACGUGGUGGCUGACUGCAUUAAAAAGCGUGAGGUGAACCUGGACGGGAAAAACAUUGGAGGGUGGACCCCGCUCAUGUAUGCAGCUUACAUCGGCCACGACAACAUUGCAAAUCUCCUGCUGGAAGCUGGUGUGAACGUCAACUCUGCCACUGCAAAAGGACUCACUCCCUUGAUGCUGGCCGCCAGCUGUGGGAAUGAGAGCAUUGCUUACUUUUUGAUUCAGCAAGGGGCUGAGUUGGAGUUGAAGGACUCUCGAGGCUGGACUGCUCUGUUCCACAGUACGAGUACAGGCCACCAACAGAUGGUCAAGUUCCUGCUGGAUAGCAAUGCCGAUGGCAAUGUCAAGGAGCCAGGGUCCGGUUUCACUCCUCUGAUGGAAGCUGCUGCGUCUGGGCAUGAAGUCAUCGUUCAGUACCUGCUUGAACAUAAAGUUAAAGUUGAGGACCGCAACGCUAAAGGGGAGACUGCCCGCACCCUUGCUGUGAUGUAUGGUUACAAUAAGAUUGUCAGCCAAAUUGACUCACGUUCUCCAAGAAUGAAACCAGGACACUUUGAAGAUCCGAGCUCCUCAGAGGAUUCAGACAGCGCACCACCAAGGAUUCGACCGAGUCGAAACCGUGCAAAAGGCGUCAGCAUCCAUGAUGGGCCACAAGCCAUUGCUAAGUUUCGAGUAGGAGCAGAACCUCCAGCUGUGCUGCCAGGAUGCGGGUUUCGGGAUAUUGGCAACCAGAGUGAGGGUAUCUGCUACCGUGACGUGACUUCACCAAUCAAUGAGCUGGAUGGCCAGAGCCACAGCAGCAGAGAUGACAGUCCGUUCUUUGAGAAUGACAUGCCUACCAUGAGGAGCAGCAGUAGCAGCAGCGAGGGCCUGCCCCAUGUGGUUGCACUAAACUGGGAAGGCUCUGUGGAAAGUAAUGAGGAUUCUGACCAGUGCAAAAGGACCAGCUCUCGCAGGGUAUACAAGGGUCAUCAUUCAAAAGGCAAGAGUCGCCUUGCAAACAGCGAUGUUGGUCACUCUAGUGUGACAGGGAACUGUGGCAAACUCACACAUGUUGGUUCUUCACCUUCCUACUCCGGUCCAAAGGAUCUGGCAGAGUUUUUAGAGCAAAUUGGCUUUUCUAAGUACCUCCCAUUACUUGAAGAACAGGAUAUUGACCUGAGGAUAUUUCUCACCCUGACAGAAAAUGAUCUGAAAGAAAUAGGGAUCACACUAUUUGGACCCAAACGGAAGAUGACUUCUGCCAUUGCGAGGUGGCACAGCAACGCUCGACCACCCAGCGAUGCUCUGGAACAAGCUUAUGCUGACCAGCUUGAGGCUGAGAUGCAAGAGAUGGCCAUUCAGCUACACAAGCGCUGUGAAGAAGCGGAGAGUCUGCAGAGCCAGGUUUCUCAGGAGAAGGAGUUGCGUACAGUGAUGGAGGGAUGUCUAAUGGAGGACAAAAUGGCAUGGAAGAGGGUUCAGGGAGAGCUGGUGGAGAACCACCGGCUGGCCCAGGACAUUAGCACCAAACUGGAGAAGGCGAGGGCCCAUCGCGCUGAACUGUUCUCUCGCCUCACUACAGAUGGUAAUAGCAGUUCUUACACUGGUCUGGAAGAUAAGGCCAGAAGUGACACUGGUGGUAAAGCUGGGGAAGAGCUGACAUGUUCCAGUGUGGUAGAGUUGACGAGGAAGCUGGAUUCCCAUGAAGAGGAACUAGCCGGGGCUCUGCAAACCUUACUUCAGAGUCUACGGCGACUGAGUGCCCCUGAAAAAGUCUCAGACAGUUGGGAACGGCCUUAAUCCUUUUAAGGGGCUCCUGCCAAUAUUUGACGGAGGGUGAUUUAACCGCCCUGAACAAUCUCAGUGAAGUGGGAGAAGGCCAAAGACGAGGGCCAGCCCUGCCGGGGCAAAGAGGCGCAAAGAGCAGACCAGACAUGCUGCUCAUCUGUGCUUGGCUGUUGGACCAGAGCUCGCCAGAUGAGGACAAGUGCAAUGCAGCUGCUGACGAAAAAAAAGACAAGCAGGCAGGAAGGGUACUUGACCUUCACACUUGUGCUUGUGUAUGCUGAACUUCUUUAGUUGAGUUAUGCAAAUGCACAGAGAAGAGGAGGGACUGGUUUGAGGAUCAGAGGCUGUGAAACUGUAAUGUGCUACUAUAAAGCUGUAACUCCUCCAGUCUGAAAUGUAGCUUAAGGUAUGUUCAUGCCAUCAGAUGGAGAGGUAAAUCAGUCUAAUUUAAAGGCAGUAAACUUGACAUGAAUUCUUUUGUGUUUGGAAAUCCUGUCUCGCUGAUUACAGGACAAAAUAAUUGCAUGAGAAAUCAUUCGCUUUUGGUAAUUUCUAAAUGUCUUCUCAAAACACAAAUACUUGCUAGUCAAGUUUAUGAUUUCUCUGUUAUUUAUAUAUGUAGUUUGUGAAUUUUAACCGGAAGUCCUUCCAAAUGGCUUAAAUACCAAAGUGCCCAUUUAUAUUUGGAUAAUAUUAUCUCAGAAAACAAAUGUAUUGUCUUUUUUUUUUCCCUCAAUCGACUGUUUUUAACUGACAGAGGUAAAACAAAACAAACUGAUUCUUGUUUUUAUUUGAAUGUAUUUUAAGAUAUAAACUGAUGAUAAAACAUCACAUCUAUGAGAUGCUUUCUGUAGUGAGUUAAGGAAUCCAUUUCAAAGUUUAGAACCCAGAGAAAGAUGAAAUUGCAAAUAUGAUUAAAACUGUUAAUGAAAACUCUUCUUGUUUAUUUGUGCUACAGAGACAGUUAAUUUAAGCAAUAAAGAGAAAUAUUAAAACA
This is a messenger RNA of Cololabis saira (Pacific saury), 2996 nucleotides long. RefSeq names its product ankyrin repeat and sterile alpha motif domain containing 3 (gene anks3). Gene Ontology annotation, cellular component: cilium. The record is from RefSeq and is a predicted model, not a curated record. Gene Ontology annotation, molecular function: protein binding. Lineage: Eukaryota; Metazoa; Chordata; Actinopteri; Beloniformes; Belonidae. The transcript is spliced from 16 exons. Bases 89 to 2011 code for a protein of 640 amino acids.